CGGCGGUUGAGCGGGCGCGCGCGCGCGUGCUCCGUCAUGGCGACCGCGGCCCGCAAGUACUCGGUGCUGCUGCCCACCUACAACGAGCGCGAGAAUCUUCCCCUGGUGGUCUGGCUGCUGGUGAACAGCUUCAAGGAGAGUGGGAAUGAGUUCGAAAUUGUAAUUAUAGAUGACGGAAGCCCAGAUGGGACGCAGGAAGUUGCUGACCAGUUAAUAAAGAUUUAUGGAUCAGACAAAAUUCUGUUGAGACCCAGAGCAAAGAAACUUGGAUUGGGAACUGCUUACAUUCAUGGAAUGAAACAUGCCACAGGAAACUUCAUUAUUAUUAUGGAUGCUGAUCUCUCACACCAUCCCAAAUUUAUUCCAGAGUUUAUCAAAAAACAGAAAGAAGGAAAUUUUGAUAUUGUGUCUGGGACUCGAUAUAAAGGAAAUGGAGGUGUGCAUGGAUGGGAUCUAAAACGGAAAUUGAUCAGCCGAGGUGCCAACUUUUUAACCCAAGUUCUAUUACGGCCAGGUGCAUCAGAUUUAACAGGAAGCUUCAGGUUAUAUAGAAAAGAGGUUCUACAGAAACUGAUGGAGAAAUGUGUUUCAAAAGGAUAUGUUUUCCAAAUGGAAAUGAUUGUCCGGGCCAGACAGUUGGGUUAUUCUAUUGGAGAGGUUCCAAUAUCAUUUGUGGAUCGAGUCUACGGAGAAUCCAAGCUAGGAGGCAAUGAAAUAGUUUCCUUUCUGAAAGGAUUGUUGACUCUAUUUGCCACUACAUAAUAAAGAGAUUCAGUACUAUGCCAGCAUUUCUAUAGUUUAACUGAAUAAUUUAUAUUGGAAUAUGACAAAAAUUCAUUAUGGCUCUAGAGAUCAAAAUUUCAAGGUCUCUUCCAUUCAAGGUUAUGACAGCGCUGAAAAAAGUUACUUAUGUCACACUUAUGAUGUCAGAGCAUUCACGUGUUCAAAAUUUGGAUACUUGACAACUGACAUGUAUUUACAACAGUACCAAGAUCCUUUUGUGAUCACAUGAUCAAUUUUGGGAUCUGCCAAUCUGGCUUCUGACAAGCAAUGUUCAUGGGGACGUCAGUUUUAUUUAACAAUCACAUGUUUCACUUAAAGAUCAUGGGAAAAGGUUAUAAAAUUGGGCAUAACUUAAUAACUGCCUCACUUGGCAGCAGGAGUUCCAGCCCCAACUUUGGUUGUAAGUCAUGGGCUACCUGUACUUCAUAUCUGAGAAUGUAAAAGCUAAAGUUUUAAAUUUCUUCAACACUUUUAGUUAAAAAAAGGUUUUGCAUUUUAAAUGAUCUACAGGUAAUUAUCUGGAAAUAAUAAUAUAUGGAUUUCUGGAAAGAUACAUUUAUAUAGCAGCUCACGAAGCAAUUAAGAGGACUAGUACAAUGAUACAUUUCUGAUGGUACAUUUGCAUACACUACAUUCGUCUAUUUUGGAAAAUGAUAUUAAUAUUCCACUUGCAGACUAUUUGGCGGGGAUCAAAAUUUACAUUCCAAUCAUUAGUUAUAAUUGUGGAAUAUAGUUUUGUGCUUCAGCCGUUAUUUGCAAUUUAAAUGCAUAAAUAAAAUAUAAAUCCUAUUACAAAUAUCAGUUUAGGGAGAAGGGGUUUUCAGUCAUUUGUUUUAAUUAAAAAAAAAAUUCUACUCAUUCUGUAAAAUUUGACUGGGUAGGGGGGAAAACAAGUAAAAAGAGUACCUAAAUGAUCGAAGUACCACAUCUUUCAUACGCAAAAAAGAUAGAAUAGUGGGAAUUUUUUUAUUUUACAAAAUAAAAUGGACAAUCUAAAUCUAUAAAAGUAUGCAUAGUACAAAGAAGGAAAUACCUCUAUUUGAUAGAAGUUAGGAUCAUCAAUGAUAUCAGAUGACAAGUCAUGAUAAAAUUGCUUGUUAAAACAUGAUUAAAACUAUUCAUGUAAUGUGAUCUUUAAAAAUAUUUCAAAUAUAUGUAUGUGUACUUAACAGAUAAUUAUAAAUAUAUUAUCUAAUUGGAACCUUUUGAUUUUGAGGCCAUAACUUUCUGAACACUCAUUACUGGAAGACUGAUCCAUCUGUGUGUGCGUGUGUGCAAUUUCAUAUUAUUUCAAAUAGUUCAGAUAGUUACUAUGAUAAAUUAAAUUGUCUUGUUCAGAAAGUUUGAAGUUUAAAUGGUAACUUUCUCAUAGAAGCAAAGUAUGUUCUUUAAACCCCUGCUUUUAUCUCAUGUUGAACUGACUCCCUUUUCCAUUUAGUCCUGGUUGUCUUUAUUUUCUCAAAUUUCCUUGUACUGUUUAUGUCAGUUGUUUUUCCUUUUUGUAAAAUAUAGGUAAUUUAUUUGAGGACAUUAAUUCUGAAUAAAUUAAUUAUGAAAUACA
Molecule: messenger RNA, 2344 nt
Organism: Thamnophis sirtalis
Lineage: Eukaryota; Metazoa; Chordata; Lepidosauria; Squamata; Natricidae
Gene: DPM1
Product: dolichyl-phosphate mannosyltransferase subunit 1, catalytic
Biological process (GO): protein O-linked glycosylation via mannose; GPI anchor biosynthetic process; dolichol-linked oligosaccharide biosynthetic process
Cellular component (GO): endoplasmic reticulum membrane
Molecular function (GO): dolichyl-phosphate beta-D-mannosyltransferase activity
Source: RefSeq, a predicted model, not a curated record